Messenger RNA from Cajanus cajan (pigeon pea), 708 nucleotides. NCBI's taxonomy places the organism in Eukaryota, Viridiplantae, Streptophyta, Magnoliopsida, Fabales, Fabaceae. The record is from RefSeq and is a predicted model, not a curated record.
AUGGCGGAACUAGGAAGCCGAAUGCCAAUCGGCCACCAGGAUCGGCCUACCAUCAUUUGGUACCAACCCCUCUACUCACAUCGGAUCGGAGCACUCGUUCGGCCUUCAGACUGCGAGAAGAUCAUUGGUGUGUGUACUAUUCCUUUGGACACUGCCAAAGUUAGGCUUAAACUUCAAAAACAAGCUGUAGCUGGUGAUGCAGUCUCUUUACCUAAAUAUAAGGGUAUGCUGGGAACAGUGGCAACCAUUGCCAGAGAAGAAGGUCUUUCAGCUCUCUGGAAGGGCAUUGUUAAGACUUUAUAUGUGGGAAAGGACCAUGUUGGUGAUGUUCCAUUGUCAAAGAAAAUUCUUGCUGCAUUUACAACUGGUGCUGUGGCAAUUGCAGUGGCAAAUCCAACUGAUCUGGUCAAAGUUAGACUUCAAGCAGAAGGGAAAUUACCUCAUGGUGUUCCCAGACGCUACUCUGGAUCUUUAUAUGCUUAUUCAACAAUUGAAGGAGUUCAGGCUCUUUGGACCGGGCUUGGCCCCAAUAUAGCAAGAAAUGCUAUCAUCAAUGCUGCUGAAUUAGCCAGCUGUGAUCAAGUGAAGCAGACUAUUUUGAAAAUUCCAGGAUUCACUGACAAUGUUGUUACUCAUCUCCUUGCUGGUCUUGGAGCGGGGUUUUUUGCUGUUUGUAUUGGCUCCCCAGUUGAUAUGGUAAUAUUUUAG